AUGGGGAACACGCUGUAUAGUGGCACAGGGUGCAGUUCCACCCAGCUGGACGACAUCUACGGCAAGUACUUAAACAACCUGUAUAACAUUUACAGUUACUUGUUCAAGUAUGAGCAUUUUGUUUUUAUGAAUUGCUACGCGUUGAAUUCAUUUUGCCAUGUCUUGGAGGGAAUCAACAACAACGAGGGACAUGUGCUGAUCAAAGUGUUCAAGCUGAGAUGCGAAACGCAAAAAAUAAAAAGGAUUCUGUACACGCUCAAGUUUCUCUUCUCCUUUGACCUCUUCCCAAAUGUCCUGCCCUACAACCGAAUGAGCGUAUACGAAAACAAUAUUUACAUAUACAGAACGUUUGUGUUUAAGAGCCUGGAUCACUACCUCUUCAACGAGAGAAACAACAAGCCGUUCAAACACUUUUUCCUUUUUCAAAUUUUUCUCGCCAUUAUCCAGUUGCACUCGCUCGGCAUAUACCAUGGUCAUAUAAAGAGCGAAAAUUUGUUACUUCAAAAUAGCAUGCACAUACUCAUAACGGACAUAAACAUAUUGAACAAGUACCUGUAUUUCAUUCCAGGUGUUAGGUGUGAAGACAAGUGGAGCAGCCUACUGGAGCGCCUGCAGAGGUUGCAGGAUGACAUUUUCAACCUGGGAAUUCUGGUGCUGGAAAUUCUGCUCAGCGAUAAAAACGUAUCCUACGCAUUUCUAAAGGAGAAUUAUCACGACAAAAAUGAAUACAAUUUUUAUCGUGGUAGGAGUAGGCAAGGCAUGCUCCAAUUUGGGGGAUGUGGAAAAGGGGUAGAGAAAAACGGCGCCAAAGGUAAAGCAAAUGCUAAAGUGAAAAGAAUAAAAAGAAAAGAAUAUACAGACUGCGUAUUCCCCAGUAGUGGUAGUGUGGACAGUACAGAACAUGUAAUACACCUCUCCACAAAGAAGACGACAAGCCACAACUUCGUUCACGCACUCUCCUUACCAUUUAUAAACAAAAAGAUUAAAAACGAAGAGGAGAAUUAUUUUCAACAAAACAAGCAUGUUAAAAUGAACAUCGACAAAUAUAAGCACUACAAUUAUCAUUACAUUAACAGCGUAAAUUAUAUUAACAUUUAUAACGACUUUUAUAACAACGGGACAUUGAGUCCGGUCAAUGAGGCCAAGUCUCACAGGGAAAGCCUUACUACUUAUGGAGCAAACAUGGAGAAUGAGGUUGUUUAUAAAAGUAGGACUGCUCCAUAUGGGGGAGGGGGUGACUCAGAUUCGUUCGGGGAGGUUCCCCAUGCGCACAGCGAUUGUGAGGUGCUCGGGGCAGAUAACAAGGGAGUAGGGGACAGGAUCAACAGGGCCACUUCCGACCGACUCGAUUUGCACGUGCCGCGGGAUUGGGGGGGAACAGACUGCAGAGAGGGGUUAGAGGUGGGCGUGCAGCACUCCUCGGCAGUUGUCGACGCGCAGGUUGUCACUGCAGAGGUUGACGCGGCAAAGGAGGACCCUGCGGAGGAUGGCAAUGGAGAGGUGGGCCGAGCACCCCCCCCGCGCAGACGCGCUCGACACACAGACAAAAGAGAAGAAAAGGGAGUGCCCUACAAAAUAUGGAAAAUUGUGAACGUAGCAAAACACCCAUUUAUCGUAUACUCCCUCAUCAAUCAUUUCUUCCUUCAAAAAAAAAAAAAUAUUUUUAAUAUAUUUCAAUACUGGUCCUAUUAUGUCUUUCCUAGUACAUACAAGUACGUGUUUUUUCCUUUGACCCUGUUGCAGCUGCACCCCGUGUUUAAGAAUGCAGACUUUUUUAUCUUGCUGCUUCAUUUUAACUUACCGUUCAUUCUGUUCCACCUGGACAUAUUUGCGAAAAAGGAACAGGACAAAUAUGAAAUGCUAAGAAUGGGGGGCACCCAAAACUGGGAUGACGCAAGGAGCCCUUGUAGACUCCAUCAUCAGGGGAGCUCCCACGCACGUGAUGGGGGAAGCAGUUCGGGGGACACACACCCCUCCUCAAGGCGCUCACAGGGGAAAGACAAGAAGACACUUCCACAAACGCAGCCACCGCCGCUAAGCGCGCCGCUACGCCCACCUCAACGACACGGGCUGGGGCGCUACGCGGGUCGCCUGGCCCACUUCGUAGACCUCGUUGAGGAGUUCACCACGGGUGUCAACAAGCGACAGAUGGAGACCUACAUCAGGGGCAGUGACUUCGCAGAUGACGUGAAGACGCAGCUGUUGCAGCAGUGGCAGACACACAGGCGAGAGGUGAACGGGGGACACAGCCGAACGAGUAGAGCGUACCAUUCAACGUGCCACUUUCCCUUCCCCACCCUAUCGUACAAGAACGCCCACGAGUUUUAUAAAAAUUUCUUAACCUUUUACAAAACAUUGUUUAAUGCGAUUUUCCACAAGGACCAAAGCUACAUUGAUAUAUUUAGCGGCUUGGAGAUCUGCAAAAGGGAAAUUUACGCGCCCCUCUUUCGGGGUGCCUACAUCAGGCGCGGUUCCCACCAUCGGUGCAGCAACGCCAGUGGGGGGAGCAAUACGAAUACUUUCCGCUACCCCAAGUGGAGGUUCAACGAAGACGUAUUUCAACUGGUAAACAUGAUAAUCACCUCGUACCACUCCCUCACAUACGAGUCGACCAAGUUGCUUUGCCUCGAAAUGCUCUACUGCAUAAUUUACCAUCUCAACGAUAGUACCCUCAACAGAGAAGUGGCGUCUUUCCUACUGUUUUGUAUGAACAAGUCAGGUGAAAAAUUAAAAGUUAUAAUCAUCAAAUGCUUUUACAAAAUUAUACACAAUGAAAAUGCAUACGAACAUAUGUACCCCUACGUGGAAAAAUUCUUGCCGUCCUUUUUCUCUCUCAAGGACAGUAAAGAAAAAAUUGAGAAAUAUUUUUAUGUGAAAUAUUUACCGCUAGUCGCAAAUGUGACCGUUCAAUAUAUAUAUAAUGUGAGUCUGUUGAAAAAAGGUGGAAGAAGGCAAAAACAAAUUUUAAAGGGAGAGCAGCAUGGACAGGAAAAAGGCCCUGAUGAGAUCACCAUCUCGGAAGUGAAACACAUGGACAUGUUAAAAACACUUCGCAAUCAGUUAGUGCACAUUUUAAAAUACGCCACUGAUGAAACUAUUUUGUUUGAGUUUUAUGAACACUUAAUCACUUUUUGUAAAAUCAUGAGCAGAAAAUGGGUCAAAAUUUACAUCCUCCCAUAUUUACUAGCAAAUAUUUACAAGACGAAGAAUAGCUUUAUCCGAGCUCUGUCCAUUCGAAUCACCCUGAGAAUUAUGUCCUACAUUAAUGAUAAUGAAACGUAUAAAAUGAUUUGUGCUUAUGUGAAUCCAAUUCUGUUUGAAGGAAAUGAAUUGGCUAUUCUUUUUUUGCUUUCCGAGUGUAACAUCCUCCUGAAGAAAAAUGCGCGCAAGGGGGCACGCUCCACGAUAGUUCCACCGAGUGGCCACCCAAGUGAACCGGGAAAAAGAAACAAAAGGCGCAUACUAUUCUUGCACAAACUUAAGCUAAACCACCUCCGCAAUCACCCCUCUGUCGCCAUUCGUGAUUUGGUACACACAGUCCAGGCCAGUCUACUCCAAAUGGCCACCUAA
Messenger RNA from Plasmodium fragile, 3570 nucleotides. Its product is annotated as serine/threonine protein kinase. Gene Ontology annotation, biological process: autophagy of peroxisome; late endosome to vacuole transport; protein phosphorylation. Bases 1 to 3570 code for a protein of 1189 amino acids. Gene Ontology annotation, molecular function: ATP binding; protein serine/threonine kinase activity. Gene Ontology annotation, cellular component: phosphatidylinositol 3-kinase complex, class III, type II; nucleus-vacuole junction; late endosome. The record is from RefSeq and is a predicted model, not a curated record. The transcript has 4 exons. Lineage: Eukaryota; Apicomplexa; Aconoidasida; Haemosporida; Plasmodiidae.